Molecule: messenger RNA, 1722 nt
Organism: Mytilus trossulus (common blue mussel)
Lineage: Eukaryota; Metazoa; Mollusca; Bivalvia; Mytilida; Mytilidae
Product: inositol 2-dehydrogenase-like
Exons: 9
Coding region: 97-1110 (337 amino acids)
Biological process (GO): NADPH regeneration
Cellular component (GO): cytoplasm
Molecular function (GO): nucleotide binding; oxidoreductase activity
Source: RefSeq, a predicted model, not a curated record
GGAUCCGGAAUUCCAAACUGAUAAGACAAGAGCUCACAUUUAUAAAGUUUAUGUGAUAUAUUUUAGGUGUCAUAAUUAGCAUUAAAAAAGUACACUAUGAGCCACAGAGUAGGAUUUGCCUUAUUUGGGCUUGGCAAUAUGGGCUUGGCCCAUAUGAAGAAUAUUAUGCUUUCACCCAGAGCUACGGUUAACUGGAUCAUAAGAAACAAGUUAGAAGAUGCUGAGAAAUUUGUUAAAGACCACAAUCUGUCAGCUAAAUGUACUACACCAGACAAACUAGAGGCUGUUUAUAAUGAUCCAAAUGUGAAAGCAGUGUUGAUAUGUUCUCCAACAACAACACAUGAAACUAUCAUCAAAGAUUCUUUAAAUGCAAACAAGGCAGUAUUUUGUGAGAAACCAAUUACAGAUAACAUAAAAACUACAGAAGAUUGUUACAAUGUAGCAGCUUCUAAAAACAAACCAUUGUUCAAUGCUCUACACAGGAGGUUUGAUCCUGAUUUUUAUCAGGUAUACUCUCAGAUUCAAGAAAAAAAGCUUGGCAAUCUACGUUUGAUAAAAACAACAAGCAGAGAUUUAGAAGCUCCACCAAUAUCAUAUAUAAAAACAUCGGCUGGAAUUUUGAAUGAUUCAACAAUCCAUGACCUUGACCUAUCAUUAUGGUUAUCUGGGUCCAUUCCAGAGACAGUAUAUGUACAAGGGAAUGCUUUUGAUCCAGAGAUUGGUAAAUGUAAUGAUAUGGACCAAGUUAUAGUGACUAUUAAGUAUAAGAAUGGUGUGAUAGCAUGUCUGGAGAAUGGCAGAGUAUCUGGUUAUGGUUAUGACCAAAGACUUGAGGCUUUGUUUGAUAAUGGUAUGCUGAAAGUAGAAAACCCUAACACCUCCUUAUUGACUACAUGUACAGGCAAUACUACGUUAACAGGUCCUAUACAUCCACAUUUUACUACCAGAUAUACACAAGCCUAUAACAAUGAACUGGAACAUUUUCUUGAUAUAAUGGAAGGUAAAUGUGAAAUGAGAGUUACAAAAGAGGACACAAUCAAAGUAAUGAAACUAGUGAAAGCUUGUCUCAAAUCAGUACAGACUCAGGGACCAGUAGGAUUUGAUGACUAGGAAUGACAAAACCAUUUAGUAUUUUGAUUGGUUGAAAUCUGAGUCUAAAAACAAUAUCCAUAUUUUAAAAAUUGAUCUCUGAAAUCUUUUAUGAAUAUGUAAUUUUCAACAUUGAUUUUCAUUCAAGUAAGUCAACUCUAUAUAUUUUUUUUUCUAAAAAUUUCUUGAUAGCAUGUAGGUUAACAGUUUUCAUUUCUUUUGGAACACAUUUUAUAACAGGUUGUAUCAGUAUGUAUUUCUGUCUCUUUGUGUAUUUUACAUCAUAUUAUUGUAUGAAUGUGUUACAUGAAGAUGAUAUAUUUAUGAAGACUUUAUUCUCUUUUCAUUUUGGUUUAGAAAUUUUUGUACAUUCAUGUUCAUUUUCAAGUCCCAAUUUUUGCAGCAAUUAAAAUCAUUGCAUUUUUUUUUUGAUUUACAGUCCCAGCUUUAGUGGAGAUGAAAAUGUAUUAGUUUAAACAAAUUUACAUAUUUUAUUUAUGUUUUAUUGCUAUUGUUGUAUGUUACAAUAGUGUUUAUUACAGUUUAAGGAAAUGAUGAGUAUAGUUGAUGCUAUAAACAAAUGCAAAUUUUAAUUUUGAGAUAGUUUUCCAGUUUGAAUUCUUGUAUUAAUAA